Molecule: messenger RNA, 946 nt
Organism: Mercenaria mercenaria
Lineage: Eukaryota; Metazoa; Mollusca; Bivalvia; Venerida; Veneridae
Exons: 3
Coding region: 71-838 (255 amino acids)
Source: RefSeq, a predicted model, not a curated record
UUCAUAUAUAUAUAUCUAUUUACGUAUAUCAUAUUUAGCUCAAUCAACAGUUUGUGAUUAAAUUGUAACCAUGUUUUUCAUUUUCCUUUAUCUACUUAUUUGUGAUCACUGCAUUCAAGCAGACGACAAAAGUGAAACUUCUGAGAAACGCCUCGUUCUUCAUAGUGAGUUAGAUAUUGCGCAAGAAUUCGCCAAGCUGAGACAGGAAUUGCAACUCCAAAAAGAUCAGAUACAGAAUUUAACGGCACAACUGAACGAGAAAUCGUCAGAUUCUGGAUCGUCCUACAUAAGAUGGGGCCGCACAACAUGUCCAGGAAACGGGACCGAAAGGGUGUAUUCAGGCUAUAUGGGGACUUCAUCAUCCUACACUCAAGUCGGUACGGGCUCUAAUUAUCUGUGCCUUACCAGCGAGCCCCAGUGGGACCAUUACGAGGAAUCUAUAGAAAGCCUUGGUAAAAUCGCUGGGGUAGAGUAUCAAUUCUGGAAUCACCGUGGAAAUGGGGCAAGUAAUUUCUUCGGGUAUGACGUAUACAAUGAUGAUGCUCCGUGUGCCGUGUGUCACACUCGGAGAAGCUCGAGUAUCAUGAUACCGGGCAGAAUGGACUGUUACAGUGGCUGGACCAAGGAAUACAGCGGGUAUUUAGUCAGCGGCUUUGUGGGACAGAGUCACGAUUCGGAGUUUAUCUGUUUGGACAGGAGACCGGAAACCAUUGUGGGAGGCAAGACAAACGACGACGAGGCCAUGCUGUAUUUUGUGGACGCCGUCUGCGGCAAGAGUCUAGAAUGUCCACCGUACAUCAAUGGGCGUGAACUAACUUGUGUUGUUUGUUCCAAAUAAUUUCCGCCAAGGCCAUGGUUGUAUACGGAAUAUAUCUAAACAUCUCCGUUGUAUAUUUUUUUCUUCAAAAUUUACCUUAUACUUUACCAAAACACAGAAUAAAGCUGG